AUGUCUAAUGAACCCAGAAAUUCGUCAUCAAGCAUGGACCCACAGAUAAAAGAAUACAUAGACAGUGCAUGCCAAGCAACAGUAUCUACACUAAUAGAAAAGGUAAAGGAACUAAUAAGUCAACAAGCCGAAAACCAAAGGCAAUGGAAUGAACGAAUUCAAAAUACUAUGAACGAGCGGUUCAAUAAACUAGAGCAAGUUGGCUUGAUGAAUGACAGAUCAGAACCGAACAGUAAUCAUGCAGCUGAAGAAGAAAACAACAACCACACAACACUGAUAACAAUAUGUUCACCACUGGAAGCAAGGGACGAUAUCCUACAAGGUAAUUACCCACCUACUCCUUUGCUUAACAAUAUGAUAAUCAACACAGGAUCGCCAGUCGCAACAGUACACAUAAACAAUGAAUCUCUAGUGACAAAAACAAAAUAUGGAAAUAUUUGUCAAUAA
Molecule: messenger RNA, 447 nt
Organism: Dentiscutata erythropus
Lineage: Eukaryota; Fungi; Glomeromycota; Glomeromycetes; Diversisporales; Gigasporaceae
Source: the annotation of a GenBank genome assembly